This is a messenger RNA of Paramecium sonneborni, 151 nucleotides long. NCBI's taxonomy places the organism in Eukaryota, Ciliophora, Oligohymenophorea, Peniculida, Parameciidae. The record is from the annotation of a GenBank genome assembly.
UUUCUAAACAUGAUAGAAUAUUUCUACAUCUAUAGAACUCAUGUUGAUUACACAAAUUAUUUAUAAUAAAUCUUUGGUAAAAACGCUAAAAUGAAUGACAAGAAAUAGACAAGAAUGAGAAUGAUGAUAAUAAAAUCAAGAAUGUGAAAGU